This is a messenger RNA of Teleopsis dalmanni, 513 nucleotides long. RefSeq lists its product as uncharacterized. The transcript is spliced from 2 exons. Gene Ontology annotation, molecular function: nucleic acid binding. Lineage: Eukaryota; Metazoa; Arthropoda; Insecta; Diptera; Diopsidae. The record is from RefSeq and is a predicted model, not a curated record. The coding region runs from base 1 to 513 and encodes 170 amino acids. Gene Ontology annotation, biological process: DNA integration.
AUGCUACAUCUGUUUAUUCGUUUGUUUUUCGACGAAGGCUCUGCUUUGAAACGUUUUACUUGUACCCGUGGAAAUCCCAAAAUAAUUUGGUCCGACAAUGCUACGAAUUUCGUUGGUGCAAGGAACGAGUUAGCUGAAGUAAAACAAUUGUUCGAAAGUAGCCAACAUCUUAAAAAUAUUCAUCAGGAUUGUCUAAGUGAUGGCAUAGAAUGGAAAUUUAUACCACCUAGAUCUCCACACUUUGGUGGUCUCUGGGAGGCUGCCAUAAAAUCAGCAAAACGUUUGUUUUACAGCACUGUCGGACUUUCAAUUUUAUCAUUUGAAGAACUACGCACACUCGCAUGCCACUUAUCGACAGUGCUUAAUUCUCGUCCUCUUUGUUCUAUUUUAGAAAAUCCAGACGAUUUAGAAGUCCUCACACCAGCUCAUUUUUUGGUGGGUGGUCCGCUAACAUCAAUAUCUGAGCCCAACCUUACUAUGUCUAACUUCUCUCGCUUAGACAGAUGGCAAUGA